AUAUAAAUCAAGAUGGCCGCGAGGAAAAUAUCGGAGUCAUAACGCGGUCAAUCUUCGUCUAUUCCUGUGUUUGCGUUUCGGCCAUCAAAGAUGGUGAACCCUGGUGAACAUCAAAUAGGAGUGUUUUUGCGCGACAAACACAUCGCGAUCGUUCACGGUUUCAUAACAGAAUAUUGUUGGAGAAUUUUCGCGGUCCAAUGUACCUUUAUUUGCCUGAGUUAUCUCUCGUACGUCUGCAUGGAUAAGUACAAUUCGAUGUUCAAAUAUCUCGGACCGAUUUGACUCUGUGACUCGUUCGAUUCAUUGUCGAUACAUAACCGUUUAAUGUGCGCGUUUAGCUCCUCGAUUUCUUUUAGUACACAUACAUUUUAGUGGAAAAUAACCGCACCACGGCAGACUCCACGUACAAUGGCAGAUUCAUUGCAUAAAGAUGGAUAUGAAGCAUCAGGCUUGAUGAUGCAUACUGGCAGUGGUAAUAUAGGCUCAGACAGUGAUAUGAAAUUGGAGCCGUCCAGUCCUACGGAGAAGUACACUUUUUCUCGUUGUGGCAGUACAGGUUCAGUCAACACACCAUCAUCCUCUGCUCACAAUACAGAGGAUGAGGAUAGCGAUAAUAAAAACUCAACCAUCAGCUACAAAGAGCGCAGGAGAGAGGCUCAUACUCAGGCUGAGCAGAAAAGGCGAGAUGCUAUCAAGAAAGGCUAUGAUUCCCUGCAGGACUUGGUCCCGACUUGCCAACAUACUGAUUCCUCAGGCUACAAGAUCUCCAAGGCCACUGUACUUCAGAAGUCUAUCGAUUACAUACAAUUUCUGUUGCAACAGAAGAAGAGGCAGGAGGAUGAGCGGAAGGCAUUGAGGAAGGAAGUUGUUGGCCUGCGUAUCAUGUUGGCCAACUAUGAACAGAUUGUCAAAGCACAUCAGACGCAGCCAGGUCACGCGGAAAUGCGGAUCUCAGACGAAAUGAAGUUUCAAGUGUUCCAGGCAAUAAUGGAACGUCUCUUCCAAUCGUUCAACAACAUUUCCGUGGCCAAUUUCGGGGAAUUAACUGCUUACGUGUUCAGUUGGCUGGAAGAGCACUGUAAACCACAGACUCUACGCGAUAUAGUAAUUUCCGUGCUACAACAGCUCAACAUCAGUCAGAUCAGCUAGUCGAUUGAAUCCAUGAAGGAGAUAUGCGUCGCACAAUGUCCCUAAAGGGUUUACUAAAUCCAUAUACUGAUGAAGAAUAUAUGGCAUGUUUCAUAUUCAAAGAAGUGAUGCCAAGAUUAUGAAACAAAGCAUAUAUUCCUUUCUAUUUUCUUUCUAUCUUACCAUUAGCACAAUCUUGGGACAUAAGGAAAACAUGCGAAAGAUAAACCUGAGAUAAAGUUCAAGAGUCCAAAGUCGAAAAACUCCAAAUGAGAGACGUCAGUGAUUCUCUUGCUAUAUUUUCUAUGGUUUAAGUGGAAAUGUGAACUUCAGUGAAAUAUCAGGAUUCCAUCGUAUCGAGUAAACACAUGUGAUAGUUGUUUUACCAUAAUAUUGGAAUCGUCUAUUGUUCGUUACGUAAGCAUUGCUUACGCGUUCUAUAUCUAAUGUAUAUAGAACACACCACUGUUUCUUUUGGUUAUGUGAUCUUUUCUGAUCAUGUUGGGAUUAGUUUUUUCUGGUGGAAUUUUGAUUGACUACUAAUUGUCUGACGCAACUCUGCAUCAUUUAUUUAUAAAUAUCUUCUCAAAAUACUUCUCGAAUUUAAAUAUCGUUCUAAAUAGUUUCCCGUGAGCGUGGAAGAAGGUUCUUUGUUUCUAUUAGUACUUUUUGCAAUUCGUAACAAUCCUGAAAUUUCCAAACGUGACGAAAGUUUGAACGCAUCAUGUAAUUCUCGACGGUGGUGGUCGGAACACUCGGGAUACGAUCAGAUCUCUAAGAUCAAGUCAGCGGAUAUUUAGACCAAUCAUACGCGAAGUUACCAGAGAAAAGAGACAUGCACGUCGCGUGUAUUACGGGUAUAUAAUGGCAUGGGAAAUAUAAAUGAAAGUUUAUUUUAUAUACAUCUGCGAAAGAGUGAAAGAGAAAAAAGAGAGAUUAAAUAUAUUGAUGCUCUCAACACGGCGUGUCCUCGGGUCGCCGAUACCGAUGUUAAAUAUUUUUGUCAAAUCUUUUAUUGCGCAUAUGUCGCCACGAACAAACAAUGGCGGACAGUGUGUAUGUAUAUGUGUAGAGAGAUGUAUCUGAUUAUGUACAUAACAGAUUUAUAUAACAUAUAUUUACAAUGAAUGUGUACGACCAAACUCUCGAGUGUAUAUAUCUUCAAAGUUA
Messenger RNA from Harpegnathos saltator (Jerdon's jumping ant), 2298 nucleotides. RefSeq names its product helix-loop-helix-leucine zipper transcription factor bigmax (gene bigmax). Gene Ontology annotation, molecular function: DNA-binding transcription factor activity, RNA polymerase II-specific; RNA polymerase II cis-regulatory region sequence-specific DNA binding; protein dimerization activity. Gene Ontology annotation, biological process: regulation of transcription by RNA polymerase II. Lineage: Eukaryota; Metazoa; Arthropoda; Insecta; Hymenoptera; Formicidae. The coding region runs from base 409 to 1149 and encodes 246 amino acids. The transcript is spliced from 5 exons. The record is from RefSeq and is a predicted model, not a curated record. Gene Ontology annotation, cellular component: nucleus.